GUAUGUAUGUAUGCAUGUAUUAUUUUUAAAUCGCAUAUAUUGCCAAAUCAUCGAACAAUAUUUUCGACUGGUAAUGCCUAGACACACAUCAGCAGUGGACGACUUCUUACAUGCUUCAUUCGGGUCCUCGCUAGAGAGCUUUUUAAUAUGAUAUCGUCCUCAUACAGCCUCACAGAAAUUCAGCGGCGGAUAGAUGAAGUCAAGCGGUUUCUGUCUAUAACUCUGAGCAUCGCCAAUGCUCACACUGUGGCGUUUUACACUCACGACGUGUGGAACCGGUUCAUGGCCGUGCCACCUCAGGAGGUCCUGUCAAUCGUUAGCUCAUGCAGUGACCAGCAGAGGGAGCCAGAACACAAAGCAAAAGAGCAAUCCAGGACCACAUUCGGGUUUUGCAAUGAUACAAACCGGCUGGUUGAUACCCGUGAACUGUUGCAGGCGGCCAAGGCCCACUCUCUGCCUGGCCUUGGAGUCUGUAUGAGCCGGGAUGAGCUACUGCAGGCCCUCAGAGAGAGCAGGGAAGAGAUAGGUGCUCAGCUGGAGCCAGAUGAGUUUAUGAACUCUAAGAAAUCUCAUGAGGUCCAGUCCAUGUCUGAGGUGGUGGCCUGUCUGGCCCAGCGCUGUGGAGUCAAACAGGUGAUAGAUGUAGGCUCGGGAAAAGGCUACCUGAGCUCCUUCCUGUCUCUGCAGUAUGGCCUCCGGGUCUAUGGCAUUGACUCCUCCACCACCAACACCCACGGAGCCCAGGAGAGGAACAGGAAGUUAAAGAAGUUCUCCAGGGUGUACCAGAAGCACAGAAAGGCAGUGAAGGCACAGGGCGAGGCCACACAUUCACCUCAGGAGGAGUUAGUAGAAAUAAAGCUUGGAAUGAAUGGAGACGAUGAUGUUUUAUAUGGUGAUGGGGCAGGAGUUGUGUCACAGGAGGAGGAGAAGUUGUUAAUCGGCUUAUCAGAUGUCAACCCUGCAGUGGAGAGUCAUUCAGAGCCAAACCCAGAAACAGAGGAGCUCUUCCUUAGUGCCCUAUCAGUGGAUGUGAUACAGACUACAUCCCCCAGAGUUCCCUCCAGCCAAUUGAGUGGUGAGGAGAGGGAGCGAAGGAAGAGGGAGAACCUGGAGAGGAAAGCUCAGAACAGAACCGACGUCACCAGCACCGUGUUUUCACCCCUCACAUCUUACGUUACUGCGGAAACGGAGCUCCGAGAGCUCAUUAACGAGCUGGAGGACGCGGUCAUGGUCGGCCUGCACACGUGUGGCGACUUGGCUCCCAGCACCUUGAGGAUGUUUGUGGCUAAACCGGAGCUGGCAGCAGUCUGCAGCGUGGGCUGCUGCUAUCACCUGCUGUCUGAGGAGUUUGACCCUGCCGGACAGGAGUGUUUGCGCGGUGUGUGUGGUUUCCCUCUGAGUCAGUGCCUCCGUGACAGGUCCUGGUUCUGCGGCAGAAACGCCAGGAUGUCUGCUUGUUUGGCACUUGAGAGAGUUUCACUAGGCCAAGGGAUUCAGAUGGAGUCUCUGUUUUACCGGGCGGUCCUUCACGUUAUUCUGAGGGAUCACUACAGCUCCUUUAAAAGUGAAAAGCGAGUUGGGAAUGUCUACUCCAAGGCCAAAUCAUUUGUGGACUACGUUCGCCGAGCUCUACGCAGACUGGAACUGGAUGAAUCAAAGCUUUCUGACAGUGACAUCCAGGAUUACCACGACACAUACAGACCGCGAAUGGGCGAGAUACAUGCCUUUAAUAUGUUGAAGGUGGCCCUGGCUCCAUGUAUUGAAGGUCUGAUUCUCCUCGAUCGCCUCUGCUACCUGAAAGAACAGGAGGAUUUAUCAUUCUCUGCAUUGGUGCAACUCUUUGAUCCCCUGCUGUCACCAAGAUGUUACGCUGUCGUUGGCCUGAAGAGUUAUGAAGACAGAAUUUCAUGCUGAUGAACUUAUACAUAUGCACAUGAUUUUAAUACGCUGGUCAUAAUUAUACAUGAUUAUGUCAGCAAUCAUACUUCAGGAGUGAUUGUAUUAUGUAUGUAUUCUCUCCUGCUUGUUUUAACUAUGUGUAUGGUUUAAUCGAAAAUUUCUAAUUUAUUCAUGCUGUCUUUGUAUCGCUGUCAGUAACAUCUUGUUUUGUUUUCUAUGCUUUACUGUUUUUGAUGAAAAAUAAAUCUUCAAUGUGU
Messenger RNA from Siniperca chuatsi (mandarin fish), 2156 nucleotides. RefSeq names its product methyltransferase like 25 (gene mettl25). Bases 148 to 1914 code for a protein of 588 amino acids. The transcript has 12 exons. Lineage: Eukaryota; Metazoa; Chordata; Actinopteri; Centrarchiformes; Sinipercidae. The record is from RefSeq and is a predicted model, not a curated record.